This is a messenger RNA of Racocetra persica, 177 nucleotides long. NCBI's taxonomy places the organism in Eukaryota, Fungi, Glomeromycota, Glomeromycetes, Diversisporales, Gigasporaceae. The record is from the annotation of a GenBank genome assembly.
AUGUUGGAAGAACCAGACAAAACAAUUACUACAACUAUUCUCAGUAUGUUAGAAGAACUAGACAAAACAAUUACUACAACUAUUCUCAGUAUGUUGAAAGAACCAGACAAACAAUUACUACAACUAUCCUCAGUACAUUGGAAGAAUUGGACAAAACAAUUACUACAACUAUCCUCA